Gossypium arboreum is the source of this 2167-nucleotide messenger RNA. RefSeq names its product vacuolar-sorting receptor 3-like. Bases 140 to 2032 code for a protein of 630 amino acids. The transcript has 12 exons. The record is from RefSeq and is a predicted model, not a curated record. Gene Ontology annotation, molecular function: calcium ion binding. Lineage: Eukaryota; Viridiplantae; Streptophyta; Magnoliopsida; Malvales; Malvaceae.
UAAAUGUAGUUGUAUUAAAUGAAAAUAUAACAUCUCUUUUACUCGCAUGUUUUUUCUUACACGAUCAUCUUCUUCAGUAUCUUCCUUAAACUGAUCUACGCAAAUCCCAGGAAAACCCCACGUGUCAAAAGAGUAGGAGAUGGAGAUACGGAGAUUGCAUAUUCUUCUUCUUCUUCAAGGGUUUAUGUUGUUAUCUGUGAUUGGGAAUUGUUACGCGAGAUUUGUGGUGGAAAAGAACAGCUUGAGGGUGACUUCACCCGAGAAGAUUAAGGGUACCUAUGACAGUGCAAUUGGCAACUUUGGGAUACCUCAAUAUGGGGGAAGCAUGGCUGGUGCCGUGGUUUACCCUAAGGAGAAUCAAAAGGGUUGUAAAAGUUUUGAUGACUUUGGGAUUUCCUUUAAAUCCAAGCCUGGUGCUCUUCCUACUUUUGUUUUGGUCGAUCGUGGAGAUUGCUUCUUUGCUUUAAAGGUUUGGAAUGUACAGCAAGCUGGUGCUUCUGCAGUGCUUGUUGCUGAUGAUAUUCAAGAAGCAUUAAUAACCAUGGAUACACCUGAAGAGGAUAGGUUAGCUGCCAAAUACAUUGAAAAUAUAACAAUUCCAUCCGCCCUUAUCGAGAAAAAUUUUGGUGAAAUUCUUAAGAAAGCAAUAAGUGGUGGGGAUAUGGUCAAUGUUAAUCUUGAUUGGCGAGAGUCUGUUCCACACCCUGAUGAUCGUGUGGAGUAUGAGCUAUGGACCAACAGCAAUGAUGAGUGUGGAGUUAAAUGUGAUAUGCUGAUGGAAUUUCUGAAGGAUUUCAAGGGUGCUGCACAGAUACUUGAAAAAGGUGGCUAUACUCAAUUCACACCCCAUUAUAUAACUUGGUACUGCCCUCAGGCUUUCUCGCUAAGCAGACAGUGCAAAUCUCAGUGCAUCAACUACGGAAGAUACUGUGCACCUGAUCCCGAACAAGAUUUUAGCUCUGGCUAUGAGGGGAAAGAUGUAGUUAUUGAAAAUUUGAGACAGCUAUGUGUUUUCAAAGUGGCAAAUGAGACCAAUAAGCCUUGGUUGUGGUGGGACUAUGUGACAGAUUUUCAGAUAAGAUGCCCCAUGAAGGAGAAAAAAUAUAACAAGGAAUGCGCAGAUGUUGUUAUCAGAGCUCUCGGGCUUGAUGGUAAAAAGAUUGAGAAGUGCAUGGGAGACCCUAAUGCUGAUGAAGAUAAUCCUGUUCUGAAAGAAGAGCAAGAAGCCCAAGUGGGAAAAGGAUCUAGGGGUGAUGUUACCAUACUGCCUACGCUUGUUGUUAACGAUCGCCAAUAUCGAGGAAAGCUGGCCAAAGGUGCUGUUCUGAAGGCCAUCUGUGCUGGUUUCGAGGAGACUACUGAACCAGCCGUUUGCUUGAGCGGUGAUGUGGAGACAAAUGAAUGCUUGGAUAACAACGGUGGUUGUUGGCAAGAUAAAGCAACCAAUCUCACAGCCUGCAAGGAUACAUUUCGCGGGAGAGUCUGUGAAUGUCCCUUGGUUGAUGGUGUACAGUUUAAAGGAGACGGUUACAGUCACUGUGAAGCUAGUGGGUCUGGAAGGUGCAAAAUUAAUAAUGGAGGUUGUUGGCAUGAAGCACGAGAUGGACAUGCAUACUCCGCUUGUUUGGAUGAUGGAAAUGGGAAAUGCCAGUGUCCUCCAGGGUUUAAAGGUGAUGGUGUCAAAAAUUGUGAAGAUAUUGACGAGUGCAAAGAGAAGAAAGCCUGCCAGUGCCCUGAAUGUAGCUGCAAAAAUACUUGGGGAAGCUAUGAAUGCACUUGCAGUGGAGAUCUUUUGUAUAUCCGGGACCAUGAUACCUGCAUAAGUAAGAGCGGUACCGAAGUAAGAUCAUCAUGGGCAGCCGUUUGGGUCAUUUUAAUCGGCUUGGCAAUGGCCAGUGGUGGGGCUUAUCUCAUUUACAAAUAUAGAUUAAGGUCAUACAUGGACUCUGAAAUCCGAGCUAUAAUGGCACAGUACAUGCCACUGGAUAGUCAAGCGGAAGUACCAAACCAUGUAAGCGAUGGUCGAGCAUGAAGACAAAAAAACUCCAGUAUUUGCAGGGAGUAGUGUUGUGGUUCUUCUUGUCAUACAUUGAUUCAAUUGGAUUUGGAGCAAGGAUUUUAUUGAUAUGUAAAAUAUAUGGAGCAAUAAAGGAAUACAGAAUAGAAA